This is a messenger RNA of Fomitopsis serialis, 456 nucleotides long. RefSeq names its product WD40-repeat-containing domain protein. The record is from RefSeq and is a predicted model, not a curated record. The transcript has 3 exons. NCBI's taxonomy places the organism in Eukaryota, Fungi, Basidiomycota, Agaricomycetes, Polyporales, Fomitopsidaceae. Bases 1 to 456 code for a protein of 151 amino acids. Gene Ontology annotation, molecular function: protein binding.
AUGUCGUAUAGCCUUGCAUAUACGUUCUCAUGCCAGAAGGACUCCAUCAAUUGCCUUGCUUUUUCUGCGGACGGCUUGUACUUGGCAAGUGGCUCUGAUGACUGUACCGUUUCCGUGCACGACUGCGUGCGAGGUAUCGAGGUCCAAAAGCUUGUUGGUGACGCCCCUGUCACUGCUCUGCUCUGGCACGCAAAUGGCGCAGGAGGUGAGAAGUUGUUCAUCGGCUAUGGGAAUGGUAAACUGAGGUUUAUCGACAUUCUAUCGGCCGUACCGGACGGGAUUCAGUUCCCUGUGAAUGGCGACUUCCCGAUUGAAGGCCUCGACCACGAUACUACCAGCGGCAUGUUGGCAGUAUGCACCACUCGUGAAGUGAGACUUUGGCAACAGCAUCGAGCAAGCUACCCCAUCCGAGGCAAUUGGACGUCGCCCCCGUCACGGACGCCACCCAUGCCGUAG